This is a messenger RNA of Macroventuria anomochaeta, 2932 nucleotides long. Its product is annotated as Coatomer, beta' subunit. The transcript has 9 exons. NCBI's taxonomy places the organism in Eukaryota, Fungi, Ascomycota, Dothideomycetes, Pleosporales, Didymellaceae. The record is from RefSeq and is a predicted model, not a curated record. Gene Ontology annotation, molecular function: protein binding; structural molecule activity. Gene Ontology annotation, biological process: intracellular protein transport; intra-Golgi vesicle-mediated transport; endoplasmic reticulum to Golgi vesicle-mediated transport. Gene Ontology annotation, cellular component: COPI vesicle coat. Bases 207 to 2792 code for a protein of 861 amino acids.
GAUGCAGCAUCGCGGAGGUGGUUACGGAGCGGGCCCUUCCAACUCUAUAAGCAAUCACUCUUUCCAGCGGUUCUUUCGACGUCGUAACUAUAUCCAGGUCUACGUUUCGUAACACGUGAUCCCUGCCCGCGCUCUCACGGACUGGCUACAACAAGCCACGUCUCCCCCAUCCCACCCCUCCACAACAAUACACAUAAGCUGCGAAGAUGCGUCUCGACGUGAAGAGGCAGCUCUUUGCGCGCUCGGAGAGAGUCAAGGGCAUUGACUUUCACCCGACCGAGCCAUGGAUCCUUACAACCUUGUACAGCGGACACGUUCACAUCUGGUCGUACAUUUCGCAAUCGAUCGUCAAGACAUUCGAGCUCACCGAUGUUCCCGUUCGCGCUGGUCGCUUCAUUGCGAGGAAGAACUGGAUUGUUGCAGGUUCCGAUGACUUCCAAAUGCGCGUAUACAACUACAACACCUCCGAGAAGGUCACAUCGUUCGAGGCACACCCAGACUACAUCCGCGCAAUUGCUGUGCACCCCACACAGCCCUUUGUGCUGACCGCCAGUGAUGAUAUGACAAUAAAGCUGUGGGAUUGGGAGAAGGGCUGGAAGUGUGUGCAAGAGUUCGCCGGCCACCAGCACUAUGUUAUGGGCAUUGCCAUCAAUCCCAAGGAUCCCAACACGUUCGCCUCCGCUUGUCUCGACCGAACAGUGAAGAUCUGGUCGCUCGGGAACUCAACACCCAACUUUACUCUCGAGGCGCACGAGACCAAGGGUGUCAACUUCGUCGACUACUACCCUCAAUCCGACAAGCCCUACCUCCUCACAACGUCCGACGACAGGACCGUCAAGGUGUGGGAUUACACCACAAAGGCGCUUAUUGCGACGCUCGAAGGCCACACGUCGAACGUCAGCUUCGCUGUCUACCAUCCCGAACUCCCUGUGAUUAUCUCUGGAUCUGAGGACGGCACAAUCAAGAUCUGGCACUCGUCUACAUAUCGCCUGGAGCAGUCAUUGAACUACGGUCUGGAGCGAUCAUGGUGUGUAGCAUCUCAGAAGAGCAAGAACGGCAUUGCGCUUGGUUUCGACGAUGGAGCUGUGGUCAUCUCAAUGGGUCGUGAAGAGCCAGCGGUCAGCAUGGACACCGGUGGCAAGGUUCUGUGGGCGAAGCACAACGACAUUCUAGCGGCUACAAUCAAGGGCAACGACCAAUUGAAGGACGCGGAACGUCUCACAUUACCCUCCAAGGACCUGGGCUCGACCGAAAUCUAUCCUCAGUCUUUGAUCCACUCGCAGAACGGUCGUUUUGUCGCUGUCUGCGGUGACGGCGAAUACAUCAUCUACACCGCUCUCGCGCUCCGUAACCAGGCUUUCGGUUCCGCACUGGACUUCUGUUGGGCAUCGAAGGACCACGACAAGGACUAUGCAAUUCGCGAGUCUGCCACUAGCGUCAAGAUCUUCCGCAACUUCAAGGAGCGAAGCGUCUUGAACGUCGGUUUCUCUGCUGACGGGUUGAGUGGUGGUGUUCUGCUGGGCGUUAAGGGCCAAGGUGGCAUUGGCUUCUACGACUGGGAUUCUGGUGCUCUUGUUCGAAGGAUAGAAGUCGAACCCAAGAGUGUCUUCUGGUCCGAAAGCGGCGAGCUCGUCACACUGGCCACAGAAGACACAUACUAUGUUCUGCGAUUCUCGCGGGAAAACUACUUGGAGGCGGUGCAGAAUGGCGAAAUCGAUGAGGAUGGCGCUGAGUCUGCUUUCGAGGUUGUCUGCGAUAUCAACGAAAGCGUACGUACGGGUUGCUGGGUUGGCGACUGCUUCAUCUACACUAACAGUACAAACCGCCUCAACUACCUGGUCGGUGACCAGACCUACACCAUCUCCCACUUCGAUUCGCCACACUACGUUCUUGGGUACCUUGCUCGCGACUCGAGAAUUUACAUUGCCGACAAGGAUGUUAACGUCGUAUCGUUCGCUCUUUCGCUGUCGGUUGUGGAAUACCAGACGUUGAUUCUUCGAGGAGAGCUUGAAGCUGCCGAGGAGACAUUACCAUCUGUGCCAAAGGACCAGAACAACAAGAUCGCUCGAUUCUUGGAAGGUCAAGGGUACAAGGAGAUGGCCCUCAAGGUCGCCACCGACCCUGAGCACCGCUUCGACCUUGCCCUCUCAUUAGGUGACCUGCAGCAAGCCACCGAGAUCGCACGUGAGCAGGACACAGAGCACAAGUGGAAGACCGUUGGUGACGCUGCCCUGACCGGCUGGGACAUCAAGCUUGCGCAGGAGUGCUUCGUCAAGGCUAAGGAUCUGGGCUCAUUGCUUCUGCUCUACUCGGCCACCUCGGAUGAUUCCGGCCUACGCGAGCUUGCUUCUCUUGCCGAGACCGCAACAGCGAACAACGUUGCUUUCUCCGCACUUUGGCAGAUUGGUGACCUCCAGGCUUGUAUCGACUUGCUCAUUAAAACCAACCGCUUCGCCGAAGCUGUGCUUUUCUCGCAGACAUACAAGCCUAGCGCAACAGUAGGACUUGUCAAGCAAUGGAAGGCCAACUUGGACAAGGAGAACAAGAGCAAGGUUGCCAAGCUGAUCGGAGUACCUCCUCAGGAUGGCGAGGGCGACGAGGACAUGUUUCCUGAGUGGGAUGAGUACCUGCGCAUGGAGCGCGAAGGCGGAGUCGUUGAGGACCUCCUUGUGCAGGACGAUGAAGUCGAUGUGGAGGCCGAAGAGGAGGUUGCUGAGGCUGCCGAAGCUGUGGAGGAGGAGGAUAAUGAGGAGGAGGAAGAAGAAGAAGAAGAAGAAGAGGACGAUGAGUAGUUGAAUACCUCCAGGCUAUGCUUUGAUAGAGACAUGUUGAAGAACAUUUUGAUGAUCGGCUAGCGUUUGGCAUUGCUACAGUAGGGCGAAGACAAAAUGAUACGGAAUAUUUAUAAGUGCCUUGACGUUCGACUGCCUUC